Nilaparvata lugens (brown planthopper) is the source of this 4906-nucleotide messenger RNA. It is a transcript of the gene Gyf, whose product is annotated as GRB10-interacting GYF protein 2. Gene Ontology annotation, molecular function: protein binding. The record is from RefSeq and is a predicted model, not a curated record. NCBI's taxonomy places the organism in Eukaryota, Metazoa, Arthropoda, Insecta, Hemiptera, Delphacidae.
UUUUUACUUGCUCAAAGGUACCGCAGUUUUUGAUUGGUGUACUCACGUCACGUGACCGUAUUCUGCGCAUGCAUUCGUAAAAGAGUUUCAGCCAUAUUGAUAUUGGUGUUUUCUUCAACUUUGUGCUUUUUCAAGAAUUUCAGAUCUUGACCGCUUGAGAAUGACUGACUCAUUGAAGUUCGGGCCUGAGUGGCUAAGAAACUUGUCACAGGACACCAGCGGUAGUGGCGGGGGCAGCAGCGGCAGUGGCGGGGGCAGCAGUAGUGGGGGCGGUGCGACGUCAUACUCGACAGCCGGGGGUGGUGGAGGCGGCGGUGGCUCUGUAAGCAUGUGCGCCCCCCGCUAUCAGUUGGCCGACUUCCGGUACGGCCGCGAGGAGAUGUUGGCGCUGUUUGACGCGUCGCUGCCUCCACCCGACACCCUGGCAGUGCCCCGCCUCCACGCGCUCUAUGUCGACAAGAAGCAGCCGCCCCUGGCGCUCAUACAGUUCACUGACGAGGAGACGAGAAUGUGGAACCGCAGCAUCAACAGUGACCUGGUGUUGCGGUUGGCGAACAAGGGGGCUGGAGGCGGUGGCGAAGGUGGCAGGGGCGGCGGCAUGAGGGGUGGUGGGGGCGGCCGGGGAGGCGGGUCCAUGGACAGGGGCGGCGGUAGAGGUGGGCAUGAGAGGCGGCACCUUCCACUAUAUGGAGGCGGAACGUCUAGCUGGUCGGAACGUAACGGCGGGGAGGGCGGCGACAUGUCUAGUCCAAGGAAGGAGUUUGGGGGUGGUGGCGGCGGCACACGUGAGAUCAACUGGAGGCGGGGAGGUGACGACGAGACAUCAUGGCGGACCAGCCGGAAUGACAAGUGGGUACGGAGCUCGAGCAGUGGAGGAGGUGUGGGGGGCAGUAGCAGCAGCGGUAAUAGUUGGAGAAGUAAUCACAACAACAGCAAUGAUGACAGUUGGGAGACGGGUGGUGGUGGCGGGGGUGGGGGAUCCAAUCACAGGACAUCAGACCACAACUCACGGCGCACCUGGGACGACAGUCGGCGACCCACCUCCUGGGACGACCUGCCCGAAUGGGCAACAGCCGAUACGGGUGAAGGGGGAGGUACUUUCGACGCAUCGGGGGCAUUCCAUGGCAACUCCGAUGAUGAGGAGGAUCGCCACCAUAUGAACGGUCGAUUGCCUUCGAAAGCACCCCACGACCUUCGCCACCCCCACCCCCACCACCAAGCACAGCAGGACAGAGAGGAGAGGAGAGGCGAGAGAGAGAGCGUGAUAUCGCGAGUGGAGUCGGCGCCACAACUCAGGCCACCCGAGCAACAGCCAAUGAGCAACGGCCCCGUCACCAAUGGACCCACCGACAAGUCAGGGAUGUCAGUUAACAAACCAGACCACCACUCCCAGCAACUGACUGAACCGAAACGAAAACAGAUCUCCAAAUCGGCCACCACCUCCGCACUAGCCCCCUCCUCCUCCUCCUCUGGCCCUCCUCACUCCUCCACCCCUUCAACAACGGCGCCCCCCUCUUCGUCUUCUACCUCCUGUUCUGUGUCUUCGACGUCCGCUGCUCACACCUCCACGUCCGAGAAAAAGACUAAGCCAACUGCACAGCAGCAGCAACAGAAAGUGAUGAAGUCACAGUCCCAGCCUCACAUGACGUCACAACCUCACAUGACGUCACAGUCACUCGACCAUCAACACACGGCCAGACAUGAAGACUCAGCAGAACCGGAAGCGAUGAAGCGCUUGCAGGAGGCCAUUGUUAAACUGGUGGAGGGUGGGGAGGAAAUGCCACCGGUUGCUAAGCAACCACAACAGCAGCAACAAAAAGUGGAACAGUGGUACUAUCGCGAUCCGCAGGGCAAGGAGCAAGGUCCGUUCCCCUCGCCGGACAUGUACGAAUGGUACUCGACGGGCUACUUCACACAUGAGCUGCUGUUGCGGCGCGCAUGUGACGAACACUACACGCCGCUCGGCGAACUCAUCGAGCAGUGGGGCAAGUUCCCCUUCUCCUCCAACAACGAGCAGCCCCCUCCGCCCCAGCUCAGCUCCACCCCUGUUGUGCCACCCUCCGUGCCGGAAGUGCCAGUUGCAGCCAAGCCGCAACCAAUGCAGCUGCCUCUAUCAGCAGCUCCAGCAGCCAACCCGGUCUCCAUUGAGGAAGCUCUCAUGAUUCAACAGUAUCAGUAUCAGCAGAUUUUGUUGAGGCAACAGGUUUUAUCAAAACUUAGCCAACAAGAUUAUUAUAACGGCUUGAGUCCUGAACAGCAGAUGCUGAUGCACAUAAUGCACCAGCCGCAACUGUUGCCGCCGGCAGCUGCCGCAGCCGCAGCCCUCCAGCCGCAGCCACCUGUGACACCGCUAGCCACGGUUGCCGCCUUGGCAGCCGCCGCAAACGGGGGCGCCGCCAACGCAGCCGCAAUGCCUAGGCCGCAACCGGCCACGCAGGCGCAGUCGCCGCAGGACAUCAACGGGUUCAUACAGAAGCUGGCACAACAACAACAGCAGCAGCAACAACAACAACAACAGCAGGUUGGAGGGGACAUGAUGGCCAAAGCCAAGGACCAGAACGGCAUUGCGCCCAUCCUGUCACUGAUGCGUCAGCUGCAAGGGCAAAACAUACCAUUGAAGAUGGACAGCGUGUGGGGCGGCCCGAAUCCUUCUGACUGGUCACUAAAGUCUUCAUCGAUGAUGUGGCCUGACGGUCAGCCGCAGCCCAAAAACAUGAAGACUGAGCAGGAGAUUCUGGAGGACCAUAGAAAAGCUGAAGAAGAAAAAAAGAAAGAAGAGAAAAGAAAGCAGGAUGAUCUCAAAAGAAUCGAAGAACUGAAAGCGGCAGCGAAGCUGGCCGAAGAGGAGCGAAAGAGAAGAAAGCAGGGAAGAAGAAGAGGAGAAACUGCGAAGGCUGAAAGAGGAGGAAGAAGCGGCUGAAAGAGACGAAAAAAGGAGGAGGAGGAAGCACGUAAAAAAGAGGCUGCCGCGAAAAAAGCUGAACUAGAUAGGUUACGAAAAGAACAGGAGAAGAAGAAGAAGGAAGAAGACAAACGACGUAAAGAGGAAGAGAAAAAGAAACUGGAAGAGGAGAAGAAGAGGAAACUGGAAGAGGAGCGAAGGAAGGUCGAAGAGGAAAAGAAAAAGAAAGAAGAAGAAGCAAGACGAGCGGAACAGGCAAGAAAGCAGAACGAAGCGUUGAAACGUCUCCAGGAGCAGGCGAAGAAUGCGACACCGUGGGGCACACCCUCGGCCCCCUCCACCAACAUGUCCGAGAUACUCAAGAACGACAGGCGACAGCAACUGCAACAACAGCAGCAACAGCAGCAGCAACAACAGCUGUUACAGCAGCAACAACAACAGCAGCAGCAGCAACAACAGAAGAUGCAGUUGAAGUGGGCCGAGCACAAACCGACUGCCAAGGUCAAGACGCUGGACGAAAUUCAGGCUGAGGAACAGGAGUACCUGCUCGCCAAGCAAGUGGAGAAGGAGCGGAGCAGCGUGGGAGUGCCACAGACAAGCACAAUCUGGUCGAGUCAGAACCUGGCCUGGAACAACUCGUCCAGUUCGGUGUGGGGAAACUCCAACCCCUUGCAACAAGGUGCUGGACAAGGCUUCUGGGAGGACGUGCCCGCCGCUCAGCCGCCAACUCCUGCCGCGAAACCCAGUGCCGCCUCCAAGCUGCAGCAGCAGCAGCAGGCAGCUGCCUCGAAGGGGGGCGGUGCAGCGGGGGCGGCGGCCAAGGCGGCCAGUGCCGGGGGCGGUGGCAAGACAAAGACGAAGAAGGAGGAGAUGACAGUGAUGAAGAUAUUCGAGCAGCAGCAUCAGGCGGUGGCUGACGAGUUCCAUGUGUGGUGCGACCGGGCACUGGCGCCUAUGAAGAAUACUAUCGAUAUUCCGACAUUCGUGGGCUUCCUGAUGGAGGUGGAGGCCGAGACGGAGGUUCGCGAAUAUGUGCGCAUGUACCUGGGCGAGUCACGUGACAUGGACGACUUUGCCGCACAGUUCAUCGCCAAACGACACAAGAUGCAGUCGCAGCCGAAUGCGGCCAAGCAGCAGUCGCAACGCAAGCCGCAGCAGCAGCCGCAGGCCCCGCCCCCGUCCCAGCCUGCGUCAAACCAGUUCCAGGAAGUCAAGGGCAAAAAGGCGAAGCCGAAGAAGAACAAAAUGCUGAAGGUGGACAGUCGCAUACUGGGCUUCAACGUGACAGCCGCACACGACCGUAUCAACAUUGGCGACCGCGACUAUGGCGACACCAUCUAGGGUCGCGUGACUGCCACAGGAAAACCUUCGUAGGAAAAUGAGGAAAAUUGUUGAGUUUCCAAACUUGGUGAGAUUUCAAACGUUUCGCUGGACGAUAGAGGACAACCAUGAGCUUCAAAGAAUCGGACUCUCAAUAACUUUAUUGGAUAAGAUAAUUUUUGUAAUAGUUGAACGUCAUAUGCGAUGUAGCCUUACUUUUGUACCUUACUGUCAUGUUUUGUGAAAAUAUGCCUCUAUGUAGCCUUUCUCAAUCAGUUUGUUGAAUUAAAUGUAAUUAAUGUAUUAAAUAUAUUUCACCAUGAUGUGAAUUGAUAUUUUUUGUGUGGAGGAUUUGUGACUAGAUAGAAUAAAUUAUUCCAUAUUUCUGAUAAAACUCUCGAAGAAUUUUUGGAGGUAUGUUGUGAAGAAAAUCUGAAUUUAAAAAUUAUAAAAUUUGUUGAAAAUAUAACGAACAAAAAAUAAACGCUGACUUACACUUACACUCACACAUUCGCAUCAAGUGGAAAACGCUCCUUUAUUUAUUUAUUAUAAUAAUUUGAACAGGACACACGAAACAUAUAGAAGAAAAACACUUGGAAACUUACAUUAUUUAUCGGAAAUUUUGGUGGAUUUUCCAACCUUCCUCAAGCCAAGCAGUGCUGUUCACUUAUUUAUUGUUAAAUG